Molecule: messenger RNA, 783 nt
Organism: Penicillium nucicola
Lineage: Eukaryota; Fungi; Ascomycota; Eurotiomycetes; Eurotiales; Aspergillaceae
Exons: 1
Coding region: 1-783 (260 amino acids)
Source: RefSeq, a predicted model, not a curated record
AUGUCUGAUUCCACAGGACUACCCGGAUCUCUUCCAGGCUCUACCCAAGAUAUUAUCAAUCAGCAAGAAAAUCGAGUCGACGAAGCAACCGCCAGACGCCAGGAGCUCCUGAACCAACUCUCAGAAGCUCGUGAAAAGCAACGCAAACUUCAGGAGAAACUCGCAUACCUAUCCUCCAGCAAUGAACUGGAGCUUGCACAAAAGAAUAUCAAGACCCCACCGCCGAGUAAGGGCCUCCCUACUUUCCAGGGGCGCACCACCAGUGAACUCAAUGUCUUCGUUGAUCACUUGAAUAUUCACUUCGACGAGUAUCCAGACUGGUUCGCAUACUCUCCAAAUAAGGUGACUUGCGCUGUGAACCACCUGUCUGAAGAAAGACUCAAGCAAUGGAAAAUCCACGUACAAGACCUGGAUACCGUUCCCCCAUGGUCUGAUUUCCUAAAAUUCUGUCUGCGGGUGAUACACGAGGAUUCUGAAAAUAUCGAUCGUGACUUUGAGGCAUCAUCUCAUUAUGAAAGCAUACGUCAGAUUCAUACCCAGUCUGUCCGUGACCUUGCUGCCGAGCUGGAGCAUCAGCAUCAGCAACUACUGGUGCCUUAUGACAACACGCAGCGAAAGGAGCGCUUGAGGGGUGCUGUGCUUGUUGCUGUUUUAAUAGAAGCCGACCAAAAUCCAAAAGAGCCCGAGGAUUAUGCUGGCUACGUUGAAUACCUUCACAAUGCCGAAAUGAACAUUCCAGCUCGACAACAGGCAUUGCGAGAGGCGGAGGUGGUAUCAAACUAG